This is a messenger RNA of Caenorhabditis auriculariae, 10237 nucleotides long. The record is from the annotation of a GenBank genome assembly. Lineage: Eukaryota; Metazoa; Nematoda; Chromadorea; Rhabditida; Rhabditidae.
AUGGACGAGAACUCAAACUAUCUCGAGCCGAAACUGCAUCAGAAUGAGGUUUGUAGUAUGUCAAAAAAUUCACAAAAAAGACCUUCAGGUCGUCAUUGAACCCGUAGAGACAGUGGAAAAUGUAACGGAUUUUGUUAAAAGUGAGUUAUCUUGGAAUAUUUUCUCGCGUGUCCAUUUAUCUAUCAAAAUAACAUUUCUCAGACGAAACUCUCGCUUCAUCUGAAUUGGUUCUUUCUGCAGUUACUCCACAUGAAGAAAAUCAGAAAGUGAGUACCUCAGAAGGGAUUUCGAGAAAUUUCUUCCAGAUUAUUCCGGAAAAGAGAGAUGUGAUGAGUUUCCUGAUGCGCUACAACAAUAAGGACAUUUCGCAGGAUUCUGAAGUCUUGGAAGAAUCCAAACAAACCAAAGGUUCUUUGAUAAGUCGAACUUUGAUUUUUGUGUACUGCCUUGGAAAAAUUUUGUUUCGAAUAUUAAAAAAGUACCUAACCAAAAUGUAUUACUUUUCGGAGCACUUUUUAGGUUAAAAAACACUUUUUCGCGUUUUAAAACAUGACUCGUUUCUCCAAUGAACAUGCCGCUAAAACCGAUGCGAAUUUUUUUUUUCAUGAUCCGAAAAAUGGUUAAAAACUGUCUUAAUUCUUUCCUAGAACUUUUAAACCUUCAAAACUCGGAUUUCGCUUCCUUUUUCAGAGAAACAUGUCAAAAUCGGCUUCGAUAAGAUGUCCCUUCAAGAACAAACGAAAUUUAUGCAGGAGCUCAAGGUUUUUUUUUUGUAAAUAUUCAUUUUCUCCACAGUUUAAAGGCGCAUUUACUACGGAGUCAUGAUAAAAUGAAAUUUUAAAAAAAUGAGUUUUAUAGUGGAUUCACGAAUGCGCCUUUAAACAGUCCUAUAGCAACAUUUUGAAGGUUUAUGUGAAUAUUUUUUAGGAAUUUCAAUGAAAAAUACCUUUUUUAGAAAUUUAGUCACUCUUUUUCCAACAUUUGGCUCCCAAUUUUCCGAAAAUUUUUAAGUUUUCAGUUUUUUUCUCCUGCUACUUUUUAGAAUUUUCCCCCUUUUUUCACUGAAAAUUUUCCAUUUUUAGCAAUUAACCGUGAUAAACAACACUGACAGCAAAGGACCAGAAGAUAUUAAGGUUAAUUUUCACAUAAAAAAAAAGUUAUCAACGUGUUAAAUUUGAUAGAAAGAGCUCGAGGAUUCGACUAGAAAAAAGGACCAGUCGAAAACGAAAAAUGUGAUCGAUGUGCUGUUCUCUCGCAACAGUCGCAAGUUCUCCUAUCCAAAAACGGUAAAUAUCUUUUUUUAAAAGACUUUAAUUUUUUCAAAACGGAAAAAUUUUAUUUGGAAGGAAAUUUAAGUUUUUAGACAUGAAACGUGAGUCAUAAACUUUGAUAUGGAUUUUCAAUUUUUUUGAAAAAAAUCUAGAAUAAAUUACUGAAAAAUUCUACCUAACGUCAUCAGUAUACAAAUUUUGCGUUACCGUGAAAAAUUUCAGGGUGCAAACUUUUUAAAUCGGAAGUUUUUGAAGUACUAAAAAUUGAACUUUUAUGGUGGAAAACGCCAGAGGGAAAAAAAUUCUCCGUCAAGAGUUCUUGAAAAAGAAGUUGAGAUUACUGUUUAUUGUAGCCCUAGAAGAUUAUUAUUAGAGCAGCUCAGAAAGCACUUUUUUUCACUUAGAAGUCCAACAAACAAAACUUAGAACUAUUAUUUUUGAGGUGAUUUUGCUAAAUAUGAGGAUUUAAAUAUUUCAUAGUCGUUAGGAAAAAUUGGGCUCUACGACGAUAUAUUGUGAUACAUGACUUUUACGGUGUCCUUUGCGCGCGACUUCCGUUUGAAAUCCCCAAGUAAAUUCAAAAAAAUGUAGUUUUGCGCGUAAAAGUCGCAGUAAUUUUAUUUUGUGACUUGAAAUUUUUUACAAAUUUGUUCUAACACUCUGUGGACGUCUAGAUGAAUAGUUGCUGCCUGCCCAAACUUCUAGUUUUUGAGAUAGUUAAUUUUGAAGUUUGAAAAGUUAGGCUUAAAAAGUUUUUUUUGCAACUUUGAAAAUCAAUAUCUCAAAAACUAGAAGUUUGGGCGGGUAGCGACUAUGAUGGAACUCUUAUUAGACCUUCUGAAAGUGUUUGAGGGAAUUUGUAGGAAAUUCCAAGUCGAAAAUAACAAUGACCUUCUAGUGGGGCUAAUUCUAUGUUAAACAAGAGCUUCAAAAAAUAAUAUCAUGAAAAAUAGAUGUUUAAGCAGGUAGCGAUUAUGAGAAAUCUUCUUCUAGACAUUUAGAGAGUGGUUGAGCAAAGUUGUAGGGAAUUCCAAACCAAAAAGUGGAAAGACAUCCUUUGUUAUAGCCCGUGUACCACGACUUGAAAUUUCACCGAACGACAUUCCGCUGUUCCGCCGGGCGCUUUGCGAAUCUCGGUCGCGCUUUCAAUUUUUUUUCUUUAAUUCAAAUACUCGCAGUGGAACAAUCCAUCUAUCAGCAAUAAAAAUAGUCUGGAAGGGUGACGUAGAUCCGCGAAGGCAAAGACGCUUCGCGACCGUACGCAGCGGAACGUCGUUCGGUGAAAUUUCAAGUCGUGCCACACAAGCUAUAGAACAAAAAAUUAAUAAAAAAAAAAUCGAUUAGAGAUUCCCGUUAAGGACAAAUCAAAAUCGCUGGGGAGCUCCCCAAACAAGGAAAACGGCGAUCUGAAAGCGGCGAUCACGAAGCUGGACUCGCAGGACAAGACCAAGUACGUGCUGGCGAUGGCCCAGGAGUACGAGCGGAAGAUGGCCGCCGCGGCGGCGAACAACGUCGCCGUCGUGAAGCCGUUCAAGAAGUCGCCGUCGCAGCUACAGCCGCUGCAGGUCUCGACCGUCUCGCUGCCGGCGACGUCGCUCGACUCGCCGUCGGCCUGGGAGGGCGAACUGCCGCCCCGCGAGUACAAUAAUCCCACCUUCUCUAGGAAAAUUUUCGUCGGUGGAGGUUUGUAUUGAAAUUUUCCUGGGAAUCACAGGAAUUUUCACAUUUUCUCUGUAGUGAAUCAUGAGAUUAGAGUGACAAAUGAAGUCUAGAAGAAGCUUUUCAAAGCGUUUUUUUGUAAAAAAAUUAAUUUUUUUGGUGGAGGGUUUUAACUAAUUUUUUUCUGGAAUCACAAGAAUUUUUCAUAUUUUUCUUUGUAGUGGAUCAGUGAGAAAUGAAGUCUAGAAGAAGAUUUUCAAGGCGUUUUUUUGUAGAAUUUAAUUUUCUUAGGUGGAAGUUUGUACUGGAUUUUUUUUAAACAGGAAUUUUCACAUUUUUCUUUGUAGUGGAUCAUGAGAUUUGAGUGAAAAAUGAAGUAUAAAAAAUUUUUUUUUGUAAAUCAAUUUUUUUAGGUGGAAGUUUGUACUGAAUUUUUCAGGAAAUCACAGAAUUUUUCAUAUUUUGUUUGUAGUGGAUCAGUGAGAAAUGAAGUAUAAGAGAAGCUUUUCAAAGGUUUUUUGUGAAAAUUAAAUUUUUUAGGUGAAGAUUUGUGCUAGAUUUUGAUUUUUCUCGCUUCUUUUAAAUCAUUGAGAAAUGGGAAGUUUAGGAAAAGCUAUUCAAAGCUGUCGGUACUCUUUGAGCGGGCUUUUUGCUAAUUCAAAAGAAAAACUGGGCAGUUUCUAGGAUGGGGUAAUUUCCCGAUGAAACUUUGCUCUCUUCAGAAAAAAAAAAACUCUUGAUUUUUGUCUUAUAUCUCAUUUAUGGAGCUUCAAAGAUUCCAAACUACACAAAUUUUAGAGAAAAGGCGUUAUUUGAUGCGUUUGAAGCGUAAUUACUUGAAAAAAAAGAGAGUGUGAGACUUUUUCAGUGUAUUUCAGCCACAUCUCAUGAAAAAAUACCCCAGGCUGAAAAAAGUUCCCUUGUUGAUUAUAAAUUUUCACUAGACUUGACCGUUGCCUUAAUACCCUUGUACAUCAGGAAAAAAAAACGGUUGGCCAGCCUAAAUUUAUCAGUUAAGAGAGCAUAGCGAAACUGGAGAGUCCAGACUCGUUCCCUCCAUUUUUACACGCUAUUUUUUUUAUGAAUUUGAAACUGAUCUAUGCGCCCCGGCCUGCCAUUUAUUUUUUGACUUGCGUCUCUCGUUUUUCUUUUGAGAACUCAAUUUCACGCUUUUUUGAACAUUAAAAAAAUUUGUAACCCAGCUCCAUAAUUACAAAGAGUUUUCUGGACGUUUUCCACGUUUCAGUGCCUUGGGACAUCACGGAGACGGCUUUGAAGAGCUCGUUCAGCGAGUUCGGCUCCUGCACAGUAGAAUGGCCGGGACAAGAGGCCCGAUAUGCUCGGGCGACAACUGUGCCAAAGGGAAAAGUUCGGGAUCAAAACGGACUUUUUGAUUUCCCGGUCGUUCAGGUGACCGGCUACGUCUACAUGAUAUUUGAAGACGAAAAAGCCGUCGCGGCUCUUCUCCGCGAAUGUUCGCAGGAGAUCGGCGGCGCCGGCGAAUGGUACUUUAAGAUCCGCGCACAGAGAACAAAGUCCACCGAGAUUCGACAGGUUUUGCUUGGAAAAAGGCUUUUUUUGAAGCUUAGGAAUUGAGAGUUUCAGGGUAAAAGUUCAAGAAAUGGGAGUUUCAGAAAAUAACAAAUUUUCAUCUCUGUUCGAGUUUUUCCAACCAAUGGGAGACCAUUUUUUCGUGUUUUUCAGUUGAAAUUUAUUUUUUCGUCACUGCUAUUGGACUGAGCCACUGAAAAAUGGUCCUGACACGAAAAAAAAAAGUAAGAGAUAGUGUAUGGUUAGUGGAGAGCGCAGACAGUGCCGGGAAUUUACUGUAGAAAAGUGCUGAAUUUAGUUAGGCUUUUUUUCAUUUUUUUUUUUUAAAUAAAAUUCAGAUAGGUUUCUAUUCGAAACCUUUUUUAUUGAGGUCAGAACUUUGGAAUUUCAAAAAGAUGAAUAAAAAAAAAUAGAUUUUUUUGUAUUUCGGGGCUUCUUGCAAAAAAGCCAUUUCUAAACAGUGGAAUACCAUUUUUUGUGUUUUUAGUUGAAAUUCAUUUUUGGGUUCUGUAUGGUCACUGCUGGAUUGAGGGACUUUAAAAUGGUCCUGACACGAAAAAAGAAAAAUAAGAGAUAGUGUUUGGUUAGCGGAGAGCGCAGACAGUGCCAGGAAUUGGCUAUAAAAAGUACCGAAUUUGGUUGGGCUUUUUUUCGUAAUAGGUCUUAUCUGGCUCAAAAAUUGAGGGUUUUCAGUUUUUAGAAGAAAAUUUGUGAAAAAAAAUUCGGCUUCUUGCAUAAACGCCAUUUCCAGCAAGUUAGAUGUGCAAUUUGCUCCCUCGUUUAAAAUUUUUGUUACGAUUUUUUGAGCCACUGAAUUAUGGUCCUGACACGAAAAAGCAAAUUAAGAAAUAGUGUCUGGUUAAUGGAGAACGCAGACACUGCCCCUGUGCCGAACUUGGUCAGGAUUUUAUUCGAAGCAAACUUACAGAAAUAGGCUUGAAAUCAAAAAACUUGCAGAAGACUUUUAUUUAGAUUUGAUUCAUGACAGUUGCUUCCAAAAGUUGCAGAUUGAAACUAAAAAUAUGGAUUUUAGGUGCAAAUAAUCCCGUGGGUCACUUGUGACUCUGAGUAUCUCAGGGACAUGGAAGUCUUCGCUAGAGGCAUUGAACCCAAAAAGAACGGUAAUUUUUGAAAUUUGUUAUUUUUUUCCCGGUGUAUAGUUAAUAUUUGAAUUAAAAAAACAGUUUACGAACGGAAAUUUUCGAUUUUUUUAACAUCUGAGACUAUUCAUUACCAAGAAAAAAAUUUGGCUUUCACAGAAUUUCAAAGAAAUUACAAGACGAUUUUUUUACGUUUAAAAAUUUUUUUUUGAGUUUGAAAAAUUCUCCCGCUUGUAACCUAAAUUCAUGGCCGAGACGAACAGUUAAAAAAAUUUUUUUAAUAAGAAGUUUAAGAAAUUUUUUUGAAAGCUCAAGAAAUUUUUUUGAAAGCUUGAAGGAACCAGCUCAUUACUUUUCACUUGAACUUGAUCUAAAAGAAAAAGAAAAGAAACUCUGAAGUUGAAUUUUUUUCCGAAAAACCGCUUUGCGCAAAGUAUCAGCGUUCCAGUCAGAAAUUUUAAUUAUUACGUUUUUUUUUUUCGAAAGAAACCCUGAAAAAGCUUUCAGUUAUAGAAAAAUUGUUGAAAAAGUGUUCAGGUUUUUGUAUGAGAUUGAAAUUCUUAAAAAAAACUAUUUUUUCGCAAAGUUGUCAAGUUUCAGCAUGAGAAUUAUAAUUAAAACUCGUUUUUCCGAUGAUAUUUUUUAUUUCAAUCAUAGUAAGGCCGCGAAAUGAGUAAAUGAAGUUACAUCAAAUGAUAUGGAACAAUUUUGUCUCUUACAAAUUUCUAGUAUGAAGAUCAGUCUUUCUUGAACUUUUUGGCGCCGUAUUUUCACUGAGAGCUGAAAUUUCACCUGUUUUGAAGUUCUCACGAAUUCUAGAAAAUUUGAGACCCAUGCAAGAAUAGAUAAGUCUUUCUUUUCGGAUCUGUAUCCCACGAAAAGUUCAGGUUUUCGUGGGGGCCUUGCACGGAAUGAUGACGGCCCAGGUCCUCCAUUCGAUAAUGGAAAAUAUGUUCGGCGAGGUGGAAUGUGUGAUGCUCGACACGGACAAGUACAAAUAUCCCAUUGGUUUGGAUUCCGUCGAAACAAUUCCCCUCAAGUGAUUUUCCUCCCAGGAAGUGGCCGCGUCACUUUCCAAUCCCAUAAAGCCUAUUUCAACGCGAUCGACGUCGGUUUCCUCGAAGUCCGCACCAGCAAAUUCAGUUGGUCUUUCGCGUUUGUAGUCUGGUCAGAUUUCGAAUGUCACAGUCCGUCCAGUUUUCGCGUGUCUGCGUCUCUCUGUUCCCUCACCGGCGAGGUCAGAGAAACAUAGAAAUGAGAGGGUUGUUGAGAGACGAGGAGGGCGCAGAGAAGUGAAAAACGGAGUAUACAAUGACGUCAUUAGAAAAGGCUCUCUGAUUGGUUCAUCGCGCUAUUAGGGGCGGAGCUUAAGCGGCUCGACAUUCAAAAUCUGAACAGACUUGAUUUUCACUCCAUACGGUUCUCUAUAAGUUUGACAUUCGAUUAUAAUUUUAUGGAUAAUUCUUUAAAACUUUUUUUUUUCAGAAAAACGCGUCCAAAUCGACCCGUUCCUGGAAGAAUCUACGUGUAUGCAAUGCAAUGGGCAAAUUGCCAAAUUCUUCUGCCGAGCUCGGAUUUGCUUCAAAUACUACUGUGAAUUGUGCUGGGCGGUGAGUUGAUCUCACCACAGAGAAAGCCGAAAAGUCCUCUUUCAAUUGAUUGAAAUGGCAAUGAACUUUUCACCUAUUUGACCUUUGCCCCAGCUCAUACUGUAGAAAUGACGUUUUAAUGCACAAUCGCGCUCUUUCGAGAUUUAUUCAUUCCGAUAUAAACUUUCCUCGGACCUUCUUAGGAACUCCAGAGUAUAGGGGCAACCUUAGGUUCCCCUCUAAGGACCACUUUCUGACCCUUAUAGGGCCCCCUAAAGCUUGCAACUGGUCGAUAAUUGUUAUAAACUCUAAUCAUGCGAAAAACUGAAUAAUUAAAAGUUUCUGGAGCGAAGUUGAAAGACCUCUAUAGGGAUCACUUGAGCUUUAGGAGCUUAGGAGUCAACUCUUAAAACCCUAUAGGGACCCCCUCAAUUUUACCUCUGUAGGGACCACUUUAGCGGUGCCAGGUUCUGAUUCCAAUCAUAUAGUCUGUUCUUUGCGACUUGAAGGGACUUAUCUGCGCUCUCCUAGUCUCUCCUAUUCACGUGCUAUUUCCAAGCUUUUCUGACCUUGCCGGUGAGGGAACAGAGGAACGCAGACACUCGAAAACUGUCAAGACCCAGAAAAUGACGAACUUUUUCAGGCCGACCACCACAGCGGACCGAACAAGGCCCACCUGCCCGUCUUCGUGCCGACCUCGGUUCUGAAAUCGGCGUCGCCGGUCAACUCGAAGCACUCGACGAGCGCCAACGCGUCGCCAGUCAAGUACGGACCCUGCGGGGACGACUUCUCGCUCGGCCAAUCGCCAAUGGCCCCAUCGACCGGCUCUCAGUUCUACGGCUACAUGCCGACUAUGCAACAGCCAAUCGUGUGUUUUGAUACGAAUCGGAGUAUUUAGCUUAAUAAUAAUAAUAAUAGUUUUUUCACUGCCAUAAAAAAAAAAUUUAGCUUCUUCUAGGGUUCCUGAGAAAGGCUGAUAAAUCUAUGUGCUCCCAGCUUCUAAUAAAACUUCCUUUUUCGUAGUUUUCGAUGAGAAUUUGAAUAUUUAGUUCUUUUACUCAUAUUCUUUCGGGAAAUCGAUUAAGUCAUGCUCCACGGCCCAACUUACUGGUUCUCGGACGUGUCGGGGCAUUUUAGUAACUAGUUUAGCAGCCUCAGCACUCUUAAGUGAUCCCUAGAGACGUCCAGAAACGUCUGGAGCACGUCCGCUUUGCGUUACCAAUGUCCGAGUUGAAUCUGAACAUUUUUCAACUCUGGAAUUAUUUUUUUUUGGAGCGAAGAGAAGGAUUUUCAUUUUCAUCAUAGAAUAGCUAGGAAGAUUCUACAAGAUUUUUCAAAAUGAAUUGAAAAUUUCGACAGAAUGGAAAAAAAAUGGUUAUGCGUAGGUUUGGAGUUGAUCAAAAAUGUCAUAUUCCGUUAUUUUUGAAUUUUUUUUUUUCUCAGAAGUUUAUCCAGAGAUCCUCCAAAGUCGCUAUUAAUUUAAACUACCAGUUUUGCAGUUUUUGUUCAUGAAGACUUCGACACAGUAAGCCUGUAAUAAUCCAUAAUUUUCAAUUUUUAUCUUCAAACUGGAGCUUCAGUUAGACCAAUAAUGAGAAGAUUUUUCGGGCAAAUUUCUAGGAUUUUCCAAGCUUCAUGUUGAAAUGAACUUACCGGGUGACAGAUUUCAAUAAAAUGGAUUGCUUUGAGAUGCCGCCGAUGGGCCGAAUCUCGCCGGCCAUGUCUCCCCAAACUCGCAACUCGGUCUCUUCGGCAAGCGGCUUCUCGGCGUCGUCCUCUUCGCCCCGUCCGGAUCUGUAUCCCCACAGCUUCGGACCCUACAACGGAUCGAUGUCUCCACCGGAGAAGUCUCAUCGGACUUUCAGCGGUUUGGAGUUUCUACUGAUCUGAAGGAGUCGUGCUGAAAAAGGCUUUGGUGGGGGACCUUUAAGCUUCGAAGUUUAUGAAAAAUUUUCUCAGAAUGAUACGUCAGCUGGAUCCCAAAAUUUCAAAAAGUUCUCGAGUUUCAAUAAAAGUCUUCUGUAUAAUAUUCCGGAAAAGGCCAUCUGAAAUCUUCAGGAAAAAAUGGUUUUGUUCAUAUAGUGAUCCCAAGGUUUUUUUGUAGAUUUUCUAAGGAAUUUUUGGCAUUUUCUUCAAGGUCACAAGGCUGUUUUCUAGCUCUUGAAACUCAAAAUGUUCAGAUUUUCCAGCUUCCAAAAACAUGUUGUUAAUUUUCCGAGACUUCCUGAGAAGCUUUUGUCUUUUUGGACCUUUUUUUGGAUCUCUGAAAAAUAAAAAUACAAAAAUCCAAGCUGAUUGAAAAGCUAAUAACAUAACUUUUUUUCGCGGCUAAUAAAUUCCAAAUACUGUUCGAAAAAAAUAAAUAAAACUUUGCUUGUCUCGCCAUAAAUAAGUUUUGCUUUUCGAAUAUUUGGUCCCUCAAAAAUUUUUCAAGUCUGAGGAAUUGAAGAGACGCCAGACAACGAGAGUGUCGCGUCUCUUCAGCCGCCUUUGAUCUCUCGCUUCAAAAUUUUGAGAGACUAUCUAGAGCCGAACGGAAAAGCUUUUCAAAAAAUUUUAAAAAAAAAUUUUUAUGGAUUCCCUAAAGAUUUUUUUAUUUCACUUCUGCGUUUUUUUUCGAUUUUUCAAUAGAGAGGUGCCGGAAGCAACUUCCAAGGGAUUCAAAAAGGAGCUCAAAAGACUUGUCCUAUAACUUUUUUUAGCUCAAGUGGAAUCUUUUCAGUUCCUUCUGAGGGUCUUUCAAGGAGCUUUUCCGCUUAACCUGUAAAUUUACCUGCGCUUGACACGACGCCUUUCCGAUUUCUUGAAAAAAGUUUGAUAGGAAGGUCUUGCAGGCUCUUCCAAGUCGGACAUCAUGUCCCCAGGCGCGAGUCCCUUCUUCGGCAGCUACCCGCCGUCCCACUACCCGACGACGUCCUACUGCGGCGGCUACUAUUAUCCGUACUCGGGCCAGCCGUCGUUCUACUUUGACUACGGCAAGAACUUCUCGACGCGUCAGUCCUACGCCCAAAACUCGCAAAACUUUGUCUAUUGCGAGCCGAAUCAGCAGCCCUACGCUCCUUAUUAG